AGUUUCCAACAAAAUCUCUCUUUUUUUUUUUCUUUUUUUUUUUACGUUUUAUGAAAUAUAUUCAGCAUGUUUUACUGGGAGAAUAGAGACUCCGUGGACAGUGUUGGGAACAUGUCCAAAGUGGACAUAUUGAGAGAAAUCGUCAACGAGAAACUGGUUACAGCCGCCCGGGAAAUCUUAGCAGUUGUGGAAAGAACCGUAGCCGGUUACGAGGAGGAGGUUUCGGGCUUCAGAGAGGAGAUCGACCGGCAGAGGAGACAGCUGGAGGCUUUCCAGCCAAAAGUCAAACUAGAGAGACCAGGUUUGAGUGACACUGGCAACCUGGGCCUUACCUGCUGUGAUGAUGAAGACGAGUCCUCAGAGCAACCAGCGCUCAUCUUCAGCAGUAGUCAAGAUGAGCCAACAGACCCGGAUUGUCAAAUAAUAUCAAGCAGAUUUGUGCCUGAGAGAAGGAAUCCUGGCAGUCCUCAGCCGGAUCACACGCAGGACCGUGUGGUUCUCAGGGUCCGCCUGUUGGAGGACUCACAGUGCAGCGUCCUCUCAAACCACGCUUUGAAGAACUCUUGCCUGCAGGAAGUGUCCUGUCCUUGUGGCCUGCAGGAGGCAAACUUCCUGGACCUGUUGAGGUCCACCUUCCCUCAGCUGUCUGGAGGUGAACUCUUUGACAUACUCACAACUGACAGGAGUAAAAAACUACAACCUCUGAAACUGAAGAUGAUGACACCAGAGGAGAUCGACAGGUCACUCAGGUCAACCGGAGCAGAAGCUUCAGUCCUGUACAUCCGACCCAAGAGACACAGAAAUGAUACUCCUGAUUGUCCGUCCACUUCUGCCAUGACAGCAGCUGAUCCAUCCAAAGAGUUCACAGUAGGUCGGUCUGGCAGGAGGCGUGGCAGACCUCGUCGGGGAGAAGAACAACGUCAUCAUCUUCUCAGAGUUUGCAUAUUAGAAGAUUCACAGUCUGAUGUGCUCUCAUCAAAUGUGUUUCUGAAAUCUCCAGUGCAGGAGGUUAAAUGUGCUCGUGGCCUACAGGAGGCCAGCUUUCUGGAACUGUUAAAGUCCACUUUCCCUCAGAUAGCUGGAGACAAACCUUUUGACAUCUUCAGGACUGACAGGAGCCGAAGGCUACGGCGACUAAAAUUAAAAGCAAUGACGCCAGAGGAGAUGAGCAAUUCCAUGAAGUCCUCCGGAGCAGGGAGAGGCACAGCCUUCUACAUCAGGAUGAAGGGACGAGAGGAGGAAAUAGAAGACCCUACGGAAAAGUGUACCAUUUUAAAGGGAAACUGUGAUGUCACCAAUGGCUUUCCAUCUACUGUGGUGAUGAAAAGUGAUGAAGCUGGACUCUGUUUAAGAGAAGGCAACACAUUGGAUGCCAGCUCAACAUCUCAAAACCAAGGCAACAUCGCAACAGUUGAGGGUGGAGGUGAUCCUGGUGUGUCAGAACCAGCAGAUCCGUCAUCCACUUCCAUGGCCUGUUCUGAAGCCGAGAGCUGUCCUGACUCCAGUGAUACAGAUGAGCACGUGGACAGAGAUGAUGACUGGAAACCCAACGCGAGCGCCAAAGAGGUUAGGGACGGCGACUCCGACCUGCAGUCGACAAACAAAUCGAGGAAGGCGCGAGCCAAAGGUCUUUGCGUGGACAGGAAAGUGACGCAAAAGAAUAAAAGCCAGUGCAAAGUCUGUGGCAUUUCCUACAUGCGAAAAAGCAGUUUGAUCCAACAUGCCCAGAGUCACGUGGGUGAACCAGAACGUCUCUGCAGCGUGUGCGGACAGCGCUUUGAGUCUGCAGAGGAGUUAGAGCAACAUCUUAACAAUCACCAACAAAUUUCCACGUGUUCUUACUGUGGGAAGUCUUUCUUCACUGUGAUCGGCCUGAAGCAUCACGUCACUGUGCACACGGGGGAGAGACCUCACAAAUGUGACGUCUGUCAGAAAAGCUUCGCUCUGAAGUCCCAACUCAAAGCUCACAGCAGGAUACACUCGAGCGAGGAAACGUUCCACUGCCAAGUUUGCGGAAAAACCUUCAGGAGCCGCGGAACUUUAAGGCGCCACCGUCUGACUCACACGGGGGAGCGGCGGUAUGGCUGCAAUGUCUGCAGUAAGCGUUUCAAGCUUCUUCAGACGCUGAAGGCCCACGAGAAGAUUCACACAGCCAGAGACCGAUCGUACCUCUGUCACGUUUGCUGCAAAGCCUUCUUCACGGAAAAAGACUUGGCGGCUCACAUGAGAACACACACCAACGAGAGGCCGUUCAUCUGUGGUGUCUGCGGCAUGGGGUGCCUGACCAGCGGAGACCUGAAGAUCCACCUGCGGGUUCACACCGGAGAGCGGCCGUACGGCUGCUCGGAGUGUCAUCGCUUCUUCAAACGCAAGACUCACCUGAACACGCAUGUGAUGACCCAUUCCGGCGUGAAGCCGUUCUUCUGCGGGGUUUGUGGGAAAGCAGUUUCUCGCCAGGAGCACUUGACAGUCCACAUGAGGACCCACAACGGGGAAAGACCAUACCACUGCACCUUGUGUGGCAAAAGCUUCACCCAGAGCCACUGUCUGAAAAGCCAUAUGAAGAGCCACCAUGCAGAAGAAAACUCACCCAUGGACCACGCUGAUCCAUAAAAGAUCGAUUUUCUACAACUUCUCAAAAGAAAUUAUAGUUCUCAAAAAGACUCGUUUCUUUGGACUAAACAUCUGGAUUUGCCUGGAAACAUUCUGGGUUUGAAUCUCUUAACAAUUCAGAUGUGGCUGGAGGUGAAGCAGGAAUGGAUUCUGAUUUAUAAUCUCUGGUUGUGUGUUUCAACGAAAAUAGUUCACCAUUUAAAAAAAAAAAAAAAAAAAAAAACUUCUGUCCAGCGAACAUAGCCUUUGUUGUAGCUGUUUUUUUUUUCUUCCUUAAUUAUGAACUAAUGUGAGUUUGAUUCAUGACACUUCCACAUUUCUAUUAAAAUGUUCUUGUGUAGCCGUUUCCCACUGUAUGGUUUUAUUUUUCUUAUUCCACUAACGAGCCAUGAAGUAGUAAAGAUUAAGAGCUCAUAAGUAGAGAAUAUACAAACUUUACACACUCGAGGUGUUGCUUUCCUUAAAAUGCACUUAAACACUUAAAAUGCAGCCUCAGUGUGCCAUGACUGACACAAAAACAUAUGAUGGCCAUCCCACGGCGGUGGCAAUCGCCAGGUACGGAUCAGGCACAAACAUUUCAAAAUGCUCCAGUUGUGUUAAAAACACGACUGGAGUUAUUUGUCUGAUCAUAAAUAUUCCAAAAAGGUAUAGUUGGGACUAUCUGAUGGAAUGUUAUAGCAUAUAAACAGCAAAAUUGGUGGCAAAAGAUUAAU
Messenger RNA from Thalassophryne amazonica, 3326 nucleotides. Its product is annotated as zinc finger protein 835-like. Gene Ontology annotation, cellular component: nucleus. Gene Ontology annotation, biological process: regulation of transcription by RNA polymerase II. Gene Ontology annotation, molecular function: RNA polymerase II transcription regulatory region sequence-specific DNA binding; DNA-binding transcription factor activity, RNA polymerase II-specific. NCBI's taxonomy places the organism in Eukaryota, Metazoa, Chordata, Actinopteri, Batrachoidiformes, Batrachoididae. The coding region runs from base 67 to 2613 and encodes 848 amino acids. The record is from RefSeq and is a predicted model, not a curated record. The transcript has 9 exons.